Molecule: messenger RNA, 231 nt
Organism: Emiliania huxleyi CCMP1516
Lineage: Eukaryota; Haptophyta; Isochrysidales; Noelaerhabdaceae
Exons: 1
Cellular component (GO): nucleus
Molecular function (GO): RNA binding
Source: RefSeq, a predicted model, not a curated record
GAGCUGGAGAUCAACGACUACCCGCAGACGGCGCGGUUCAAGGUCACGAGCCGCGAGACGAUCCAGGGCAUCGAGGAGUGGACCAAGGCGGCAGUCAUCACUAAGGGCACCUACUACCCGCCCGGCCGCAACGCGCCGCCCGGCGAGCGCAAGCUCUACUUGCACAUCGAGGCGGAGACGCACGAGGCGAUGAAGGCUGCGCGUAAGGAGCUCAAGCGCGUGCUGCAGGAG